Messenger RNA from Betta splendens (Siamese fighting fish), 2505 nucleotides. RefSeq names its product EF-hand domain (C-terminal) containing 2 (gene efhc2). Gene Ontology annotation, biological process: regulation of neuron projection development. The transcript is spliced from 15 exons. Lineage: Eukaryota; Metazoa; Chordata; Actinopteri; Anabantiformes; Osphronemidae. Bases 117 to 2354 code for a protein of 745 amino acids. The record is from RefSeq and is a predicted model, not a curated record. Gene Ontology annotation, cellular component: microtubule. Gene Ontology annotation, molecular function: calcium ion binding.
AUAAUUGGUGUGGUUGCCAGGCAACGUCCCUAGUCACCGCUUCCAUAGCAACCUACAACACAGUUUAAACUACUACAGACUACAGCAGCUCUGAGUUUCUUUUAGCAAUAACCGUUAUGGCUUUACCGUUUCUACCGGGAAAUUCUCCCAAUAAAUACCUGGACAAGGAGAAAUUCCACAAAUCCCAGCAUUUUGACGUGUCUAAUGGAGUUCGCAUGCUGGUGGGACCAGAGAAGCCGGGGAUCGGAGGAGAGCCUUUAGUUGGCCAGAAGAUGAAACCACAGUACUCCGUGUAUCCCAAAGGACAGGGCAGGGGCGUGCCGUCAUGGGUCGCCUUUGACAAGCAGGCUUUGUGUUUUGAAGCAUACUUUCAGGAAGCUGUGGCUGAAGCACAGCAUGAGACCCACAGAAUCCGCAAGUGUAACAUUUACUUCUACCUGGAAGAUGAUACCAUACAGGUGGUGGAGCCAGGGUACAAGAACAGCGGCAUCCCUCAAGGAACAUUUAUUCAUCGCCAUCGCAUCCCACUGCCUCUACCUAAUGAUGGCCAGUUUUACAACAUUUUCCAUUUCAACCUCAACCAACAGAUGGUGUUGUACUCCCGUACAUUCACUGUGACCAACUGUGAUCCUUUUACAAGAAACUUCCUCACUAAACUUGGCAUACGCCUAAAUGACCCAAUUCCUGUACCUGAUGACCCCUACAGCAAUCUCAGAGAGGAGAUUGAGAAGAGUAUGAAGCCACUCCGGCCAUACGAGAGGCACGACACACUGAAGCAGUUCCUGGAGCAAGACCGCAAUGUCCUGUGCUUCUACUGCUUCUGGGACGACACAGAGAGCACGUACGGCGACCUGCGGGAGCUCGUACUGCACUACUUCCUGGCUGAUGACACCAUAGAGAUCCGGGAGGUUGUUUCCCCUAAUUCUGGGAGAGAUACUGUCCCCAAAUUUCUGCGACGUAGCAAACUGCCCAAGCAUUCAACUAGAAUGAAGCAGCCUGGGGAGAUAACAGACCGCACAGUGCUCAAUGUGUUUGCUUCUCCAAGUAAAGGAAAAUGCUUCAUUCUUGACAGCCUCAAAACCGGAGCUGUUCAUGAGGACUUUUAUAAGGACGAUGAUCUGACUGUAGGCGGGGAGGUGAAUGUGUGGGGCAGAAGAGUGAUCCUCACCGACUGUGAUGAUUUCACCAAAGAAUAUUACCGCUCCAAAUACGGCAUAGAGGACUUCACCCCGGUUCAGUACAAAGAUCCAGAAGUCACUGAGCCCCCGAGGCUUUUGCCCCCCUACAAUGGCUUUGGAUCAGAAGAGGACUCUCUAAGCUCCUGCCAUGGCCUGCUACCCAAGCCCCCGCAGAAGGAUUUUCAGAAAUUUAUGGAGAAAGACAGAUGCGGCCUAAACAGUAAUGUACUAAAUUUUCGCGCCAAGUUGCUGAGCACCAAUCAGGUGGACAGUGAGAGGCUGUUCAUCAUCUCCUUUUACCUCAGCGAUGACUCCAUCAGCGUGUAUGAACGACCACAAAGGAACUCAGGUGUGAUCGGUGGUAAGUUUCUGGUGCGUGGUCGUGUGAAGAAACCGGGACAGGAGUUGUUCAAGAGGGAACUGUCAGAGUACUUUACAGCUCAGGAUCUGUAUGUGGGAGCUGCCCUGAGCCUCAACAAUAAGGAUUUCCAGCUUGUGGAUGCUGAUGAAUACACCCUCAAGUACAUGGAACAACACGCUGAGGAGUUUCCCAAAUCCAACGUGGGCAUGAUUCUCAGCAAACUCCGUUCCAUUCCUGAGGAGAAGCAGACUGAGAUCAGGAAGUUUCUGAAUAUCAGUGACCCCAACAACACCGGCUUCAUCCCCUACGACUCACUCAGGGCCCUGCUGGUGGGCCUGGACUUUGGUCUGUCAGAGCAUGAGGUUCUGGCCCUGGGCCGACAAUUCUCAGUGCGGGAGGAGCCUGAGGCAGACGUGAGCCUGGUGCUGGCUGUGGUCCAGGACCUUCUCAGGAAGAAACCGUUUGAAGAGUUUCCUGAGCUGAGCAGAGCCUUUAGUUAUCGUGACCGACACAGAACCGGACGUCUCUCCAUCAAAGACACAAGAACCAUUUGUAAGUCUUUCCACGUUCCACUACCUGAGAACCUGCUUGGAGAUCUGUUCAGCAGGUUUGCAGAAGGGGAAGAGAUUGACUACCAUGCCUUCCUGGCUGGCAUUAACUGGCUAGAGAACCCUGCACCUCCAGUUCUGCCCGAGGACUCCUUAAAGUUUGAUGUGAACGCUCGAUUUGAAGCUGGUGAAGUUGCAGCAAAACACAUCAACUACUCAGCUCUGCUGGACGGCGUAUUCAACAUUAACCCAACAACAGCAACGUAGACGCCCAGACGGAGGUGAAGCCACCGGGCUGCAGAAGCAGACCACUGUGCGUCCACUGUGUGGGAUGAGUGCUCAGAAUGAUACUGCACGCAUAGAUUUAAUACAAUAAUUGUUCUUUGACAAUGCUGGUCAACACAAGCCAGUGGUCCAG